This is a messenger RNA of Hymenoscyphus albidus, 1182 nucleotides long. Lineage: Eukaryota; Fungi; Ascomycota; Leotiomycetes; Helotiales; Helotiaceae. The record is from the annotation of a GenBank genome assembly.
AUGGGCAUGGAUCUGGGCCUCGUGAUCCGGCCAGAGAACCUCAGAAGACCCAGGAUUUCACCCCAGAUGAGAUUCCUGAACAGCUACAAGAUGACGUUUUGGUUCAGUAUCUCAGAUGCCGUUAUGAUGCUCGAGAUGCCCUUCUUUCCAAGAGAAAACAAGCCGAGAAAGCGAGAGUACAGCGCGAACGUGCAAGGACUGAACAAUUACGGAAAACGUAAGAGGAUACAGAAGAAAACAAGCCUGUGGUGGAUGAGUUCAAGCGUUUGCGGGCUGCUUGGAAAAUCCAUGCUCAGGCCAAUAGUAGUCAGGCACUUGAGAACUUAUCGGCCAGAGUUCAAGGAAUGAAGAAGAUAAAGCCCCAACAGUCCGAACUUUACAAACGAAGAGUCUUGUGGGAACACAACAUUCUCCAAAAGGUUAAAAAGUGGGAGAUAGAGCCCUUUCAAAACCUUGCCCUGCCACACCCUUUCAGGAAGCUGAAAAGACACCAGAAAUUGGCUCGAUGGGCUGCUUCUCGGGUCUGUCGCAAUUACUUGGAUUAAAGACCAAGAAAAAGGACCAUGGCCAAGCCAAAAAGAAUGAAGAGGCAACGCUCGACGACUCGCCUUGCAAAAAACCCGAGAGACCCAAGCCACACGAUUCUUAUGGGAUCAGCGUAAGCAAGAUUACGCUGGAGAAGAGCUCUACUUCUUCGUCGUACAUGAACUCUGGGAUCGAAAGAUAUGACUUACACAAAGUUCUAUACGACAAGGAAAACAACCCACUGAGGCGGAUGGCCAGUACUGAUAAUCCUAACACCAUACGUUACUUUCAUUUCCCGUCUAAUAAUAUGCAUUGGAUCGAGGUGUGUAUGCUCAUCCCAUAUUAACUCAAAUCUAACAUCUCUGUCAGGAAGCCAUAGGCAGAUACUAUGAUGAGGACACUCCAGGAGAAACAACUGGCGGCGCUCUAAAAGAUGUCGCGAAAAGUCCUCCAAUAUUUUGUGUCGGGAAUACUGGUCAUCACUCCAGCAGUAAGUCAGCGAAUCUUUACCCCUCAGUCACACCCUGCUUGGGUAUGAGAAGCAUUGCACAAGUUAGCCACAAUUCUCGAGGCGUAGUGAGGCAAACGAAUGUCGUUCUAGGCAUUGGAGUCAAGGUUUUCAAACCCGGACUGAUCUUUGUUUCGUGGCGGAGGUAA